AUGUCAGCGGCUUAUGUGGUCAAGCAAAUUGCAGAAGGAUUUGAAAAGAAUGAAACGGUAGAAUUGGUAAUGGAGAAUCUUCACCUAUUCUCUAAUGGAAUUUUUUCAAAUGUUUACAAGGGAUUACUUAAGAAACCACAACGUCGAUUGAUUGCUGUCAAGAAAUCAUGGUCUGAACAGUCAAACCAUGAACCAAUAGAAAUACAAAUUUUGAUGAUGUUGAAUCGGAUGCAUCACAAAAAUAUUAUUAAAUUGUUAUAUAAAUUUAGCCAAACAUAUCCUGAUCAGAAGGUAUGUACGGCAUUGGUAUUUGAAUUUUUUCCAAUGAAUUUAUAUGAGGUUCGAGAACGAUACGGUCCUUUAAGCAUUUUGGAUGUUAAAUUAUACAUUUGGCAACUAUUCCGAGGACAAGCACAUUUGGAAAAAAAUAAUGUCUGUCACAGAGAUAUAAAGCCACAAAAUUUAUUGGUAAAUCAUAAAAGUGGAAUGCUUAAAAUUUCUGAUUUUGGAUCUUCAAAAAUAAUACAUAAUAAAACAACAUCGUAUCACUAUCAUGUGACAAGAUAUUAUCGUGCACCAGAACUUAUUUUAGGUUCUAUUCGAUAUCGAUGCGAAAUUGGACAAACAACCAAUCAACAACUUAAGCUUGUAAUCAAUAUUUUGGGAUAUCCAACUGCACGUGAUAUUGCAGCAAUGCGAGUGACCACUAAAGUCCUUCAAGGCAAUGAUUUCCGCGGUGAUAUAAUGAAAAAACCAAAUCCUGAUGGUUUUAAACAGUUAAUAAAACACGCUGAUCAAAAUGCAUUAAAUUUAUUAACACAAGUAUUGGUGUAUGAUCCGAUCAGUCGUCUCUCUGGUCCACGUUUUCUUGAAAAUAGUUACUUCAGUGAAUUAUUCGAUCCACAAACCAGGCGUAAUGGACAACGCAUUAAAAUCCUUUCUAAAAAAGUCUCGAUUUGGAAGUUGCAGUUGCAGGUGAUGAAGAAUUGUCUGAAUCAAUCGCCACAGAUACCAGUGAAAUGUUAA
Messenger RNA from Cercopithifilaria johnstoni, 1026 nucleotides. The record is from the annotation of a GenBank genome assembly. NCBI's taxonomy places the organism in Eukaryota, Metazoa, Nematoda, Chromadorea, Rhabditida, Onchocercidae.